ACCAAUAAGAAGAAGAUUUUUUUGGGAAGAUGAAAAAUUUUUAAUUUCCGUGUGAAAAAAGUCCCCGAAAUCGUGUGGAAAGGUGCAAAGAGCCCCCAAAAACCCAUUCUAGUCCAAAAGAACAACGAUCCAGUGCUAAAGUGCCGCAAGAUUUGUGGGGAAAAUGUGUGUGAAGCGCUAAAUUUUAUCGAUUUAACUUCCUCUCUGUGUUUUGGUGCGAAGAAAACUUUUUUUCCCAUUGUGUGCGCUCUCCUUGUCUCCUACUCUCUUGCGCGCCCUUCAGCUUCCUCAGCGAAAUCUCCUCAUAGAGCAUCCCAACCGUUUCCGUAGACGGAAGGGGCAAUGGAUCAUGAUAGACCACAGAGCAGCCUCAACCAGACAGGAGCUGAGACGGUGUACGGAACGCACGAAGACAACACAAUGGUGAUGUCAGAAAAGGUUCAAUCCCUCGCGGGGAGUAUUUACCAGGAAUUCGAGCGUAUGAUCCAGCGCUACGAUGAGGAUGUCGUGAAGACCCUCAUGCCGCUCCUGGUGAACGUCCUUGAGUGCCUCGAUGCGGCCUACCAGUCGAAUCAGGAGCAAGACGUGGAGCUGGAACUCCUCCGUGAGGACAAUGAGCAACUCGUGACGCAGUAUGAGCGUGAGAAGAGUGCCCGGAAGCAGGCUGAGCAGAAACUCCUCGAGACGGAAGAUCUCGCCGAGGCGGAGAACAAGGAGCUGGCGUCGCGCCUCGAAUCCCUCGAGAGUAUCGUGCGGAUGCUGGAGCUGAAGCACAAGAACAGCCUGGAGCAUGCAUCGCGUCUCGAGGAGCGGGAAUCCGAGCUAAAGCGCGAAUACAGUAAACUCCAUGAGCGCUAUACGGAACUCUUCAAGACCCAUGUGGACUACAUGGAGCGCACGAAGUUGCUCAUGGGGUCCACCCACUCACAAAUGAGCUCCACAUCGGAUCGACUUGAAAUGAAUCGUACCCGGCUACAUCCAAUGAGCAGAUCUUCUGGUCCCGUCUCCUACGGGUUUGCAUCACUGGAGAAUUCAACAAUGCUCGAUACGGAGACAAUUUGUAGUCCAAAUGGAAGUUCUGGCUCCGAUUCGGGGCCGUUGUCCUUCCAAAAUGAACUUGAUAACAUUCAGACGCUCGAGAAGGCAGCAGAGACGGAUUCACUGCAACAGAUGAAUCAAGCAACGUCUCCGCAGAGUGAUCAGAGCCCCGUUGCCCCGGCACCGUCCACCUCAAUGGGACGUUCAAUGACAAAGAAGGAGCAACGUUCGGGUAACACUUUAUACCAGGAGCUCUCCUUCCAGGACAAUGAGGAGAGUGAAGAGAAUGAAGUUACAGGAAGUUGGGUACAUCCUGGCGACUAUGCAUCUUCCGUUAAUGAUAACUUUUUCGGAAUGGGCAAAGAAGUGGAGAACCUCAUUUUGGAGAACAAUGAACUCCUUGCCACGAAGAAUGCUCUGAAUAUUGUGAAGGAUGAUUUAAUUGUGAAAGUUGAUGAAUUAACGGGUGAGAAUGAGAUUAUGCGUGAGGAUUUGCGAUCGGCGUUCAUUGCGCGGCAAAAGUUGUCACAGCGCAUCUCAGAGCUGGAGGAAGAGCUGAAGAAGGUGCGUGAGCAGAUGAAGCAGCAAAGUUCGUCGGAGCAGGAGGAUGAGGGGGAGAUUAGUAUGGCGCAAAGGAAGCGUUUUACACGCGUUGAAAUGGCGCGUGUGCUGAUGGAGAGGAAUCAGUACAAGGAGCGAUUUAUGGAGCUGCAGGAGGCAGUCCGUUGGACGGAGAUGAUUCGUGCUAGUCGCACCGUGGAGUCGCUGGAUAAGAAGUCAAAGCAUAAGUUUUGGAAAUUUUUUAGUAACCUCUUCAGCUCAUCGGAGCGUCCGCAGCCAGAUCAGGGUGCUGGUUUGCAUUUGCGCUACAACGCAGCUGAUCAUCAUGUAGCGCCGGCUGUGACGAAUGAUGGGCGCCUGGCGUUGCCGGCAAGUGGGGCAGGGCAUGGGAAUUCCCGGGCAUUGGCCCUCUCAACGGAUGUUCCGACAAAUGAGAGGGCACAGAUGAGGAAGAAUGAGCAGUACCGGCAGGUGAGGGCGCACGUGCAGAAGGAAGAUGGGCGAUUGCAUGCCUACGGGUGGAGUUUGCCCGGGUCCAAAGCAAGCCCCGGGAAGUCCAUGAAGCAACCAUCAGUGGGGAAUUCCGGAGGAGGGAAUUUCAAAGUUCCCGUUCCGAUCUAUUGUCAACCAAUUGCCGAAGCAAAUCCCCACAUGAAGGUCUUCUGUGCGAGUGGGGUUAACCUCCAGGGGGGCUUCAAUCGUGACGGGGGCUGCCUUAUUGGGGCAAGUAUCUUCUAUUCGCAAAAGAGUACAGCAAAGAUCACGGAGAUCCCGGCAACGAGUGGCAAUGGCGCGGGGAUUGGGAGUGAUUUAGAUUCCCUCGAUAAGCAAAUAACGCUGGCAAUGGAGACGAGUGAUCCCAAUUUAGCUCUCAGUUCGUACGUUUGGAUCUGCACGAGUACCCACACGGCGAGUACAGUGACAGUCCUCGAUGCGAAUGAUGCGAGUGUCGUGCUGGAUUCCUUCCCGGUGUGUCAGACGCAUUUGCUGUGUAUUUGCACGGUGAUGGGGGCGCUGGAGAAGGAUUACGCCAUGUUGGAGAAUAGUGAAGUUACCAAGGCUGGUGAGACGCUGGAGAAACCCGGUGAGGGUCCCGAUGAUUUGGGACGUGUUGAAUUUAUUCGUGUUCCCGAUGUGGAUCAAGAGAAGCAAAGUACAACAGCUGCUGCCAGGGAUGCGUGUGCUGCGGCUGAAGUUGCCCAGGAGGCGGAGGAUGAAGCAGCCCCGAAGCUGGAUGGAUGCAAUGCAGUUGUGGAGAAGAUUGACGUGCCACCCAUUUCGCCGCUUCAUUUUGAGAAGUGCGGCAACAAAGUGAGCGUUGUGCCGAACAAUUUGGACGAUCUCACCUUCCCGAAGCCCGUUAAUCCCAUCCUGGGGUCACCGAAUCCCCUCGAGGAGCCCCCAAUGUCUUCCGUGGGACCCACAAUGUGGCUCGGGGCACAAAAUGGGAUGCUCUAUGUGCACAGUUCCGUUGCCCGGUGGCGUGAUUGCCUCCACAAGAUCUGCCUACCCGAUGCAGUUCUUGCCAUUGUGCACGUAGAAUGUCGCGUUGUUGCCGCCCUGGCCAAUGGGAAGAUUGCCGUCUUUAGGCGUGCUCUCGAUGGCCAAUGGGAUCUUCGUUCCUACCAUUUGGUAACCCUUGGGUGCCCUAAACAAUCCGUACGAUGUCUCGCGGUGAUUGGUGAUAAAAUUUGGGCAGCACACAGGAAUAAGAUCUACAUUGUUGACCCAAUUACCCUCAAUAUUGUCCACAUCCUCGAAGCCCAUCCACGCAAGGAGAGUCAAGUGCGGCAAAUGGCAGCCACAGGGCUUGGAGUUUGGGUGUCAAUACGCCUGGAUUCAACACUCAGGCUGUACCAUGCUCACACGUAUGAGCAUCUCGAUGAUGUAGACAUUGAGCCGUACGUGUCAAAAAUGCUGGGAACUGGAAAGCUCGGCUUCUCCUUUGUGCGCAUCACAGCCCUUCAUGUUUCUUGCAAUCGCUUGUGGAUUGGAACGGGCAAUGGUGUGAUAAUUUCAGUGCCAUUGACAGAAACAAAUGGUUCUGUUGGAGCACAAAAGGCAAAUGCAACUACAGCCGCAGCGGCGCUUAGUGGCAAUGCUGGGAGUAGCAGUGGUGGAGGGAGUUCAAUAAGCAAAACAAAUAACUUCAUUCCGCGAUGCUUCAUGGCGAAUGCUCAGCUUUCAUUUCACGGACACAGGGAUUCGGUGAAGUUUUUCGUAUCAGUGCCAAUGCCGACACCGGCUGAAAAUCCAAUUCACUUUGAUAAAUCACCCGAUAUGCUCGUCCUAUCUGGCGGAGAGGGUUACAUUGAUUUCCGUCUUGGUGAUGGCGACAUGGAGAACAGCAUCAUAUUGGAACCGAAUCAAACUAUUGAGAAUCGCGGUGACAAGAGUUACCUAAUUGUGUGGCACGUUACGCAAAAAUAGAAAGUUUCUCUUUUUUUUUUAAUUUAAAUUAAUUAAUUAGCAACAAAAGUAGUUUUUAGUAGUUUAUUUAAAAGUAAAUGAAAAAAAGAAGAGUUUUAACCUCGUGUGGCGUGGAAGAAAGUGAAAAAAAUGAUGUUGUAAAAUCAUGCGAAGAAGUAAGUAAGAAAAAAUCAUCCUUAAAAAAUAUUUUAAAACUAUUUGUAAAGUGUUCAGUAUAAAAGCUUUACCAGGUAGUUUUCAUUUCUCAGCGACAGAGUUUGUCGAAUGUGUUUGCAGAAAAAAAAAGAUUUGGAAUAUAACUGAUUAAAUGAAAAGAAAAAAAAAUACUUUAAAGAUGUGAGAAAAAAAUGAUACAAAUAACUAAUUAAAAUUAAUAACUUAAUGAUGAAAGUAAGUCGAAUAAAAUAUAAAGAUAAUAUUUGCUCAUUGCAUGCUAUUGAUAGAAAAAAUAAAAAUAAAAUGUGUUUGUAUAUUUCUGAAGGAAAAUUUGUAAAGCUAGUGGCUAAAAAGUUCUAUAUAUAUUUGUGCAAUUCCACCCACACACAGUUCUAAUUAUUUUUUUUAGAGAGAGAAAAUUUUGGAGGAAAAAUAUUAUUGGAAUUUUUACCUUUUCUUCCUUUAUUUUGGGUUCCAUUCUAGCACAGAUUUUAAAUGUGAAUUGAUAAGAAAAUUUUAUAGGAAUAAAAAAAAACAUUGAACAUCGAAAGACAAGUAUUAGAAAUAUUGAAAAAACAAACAAAUUGCACCAUAAUUUAUAAGAUAAAAUAUUUCUUUCUAUUCCAAUUUAUUAUUUCUUUUUAUAUUUCCUAAUAACUGUUUAUAUUUGUUUCUAUUUUUUAUUCUUUACCUGUGAUAGUUUCUACUUGAUUUAAGAGCACCAAAAAUUUAUUCAGGAUACCACAAAAUAUUUCUUUAUUUUGUUAAAAAAAUUAUUUAUAUAAAAAAGUUUUUUGUAAAUACACCAGAAGAUAGAAAAAAGAGAAAUAUUCUUGCGCUCGAAUGGAUCCCCCAGAAUUUUCACACGCUUAUCAAAAUAUUAAUCUAAAUACGUACUACUUACUAAAUAGCCAAGGCUACGGACACGUGAAGAAGUCUAACAUGCAAUAAGCAAAAUAUUCUUUUUUUUUUGUAAGUUUGUUCCAAAUGUUUAUUAAAGACAAAUUAGUGUGAGGAAACCAAUUUAAAGAAAAAAGAAAAAAAACAUCAAGCUUGAAAAGUUGUGUAAUUUUUUACUUUUUAAAUAUUUAAUCCCAAAAAAAAGUACAGUGAUAGAAAAAAGUUUAUGUUUAUUAUUUUAUUUUUAGCUGUAAAAUGUAAAUAUUUUCCCAAAUAAAUUAAUUUCGUUUUCA
Lutzomyia longipalpis is the source of this 5378-nucleotide messenger RNA. It is a transcript of the gene syd, whose product is annotated as JNK-interacting protein 3. The transcript has 8 exons. Bases 343 to 4029 code for a protein of 1228 amino acids. NCBI's taxonomy places the organism in Eukaryota, Metazoa, Arthropoda, Insecta, Diptera, Psychodidae. Gene Ontology annotation, biological process: vesicle-mediated transport. Gene Ontology annotation, molecular function: signaling receptor complex adaptor activity; MAP kinase scaffold activity; JUN kinase binding. Gene Ontology annotation, cellular component: cytoplasm. The record is from RefSeq and is a predicted model, not a curated record.